AAAUGUCCGAAUUGCUCGCUGGAACCAAGUUGAUCAACCAAGACAGCGAAGAGCUCGAUGCUGGCGAGCACCUCAAGGGAAAGGUCGUCGGACUCUACUUCUCGGCCAGUUGGUGUCCACCAUGCCGUCAAUUCACUCCAAAGCUCACUCGAUUCUUCGACGAGAUUCGCAAGAAGCAUCCAGAAUUCGAGGUUGUUUUCGUGUCUCGCGAUCGUGAAGACGGUGAUCUCCGUGAAUACUUCCUUGAGCACAUGGGCGCCUGGACUGCAAUUCCAUUUGGAACUCCAAGAAUUCAAGAGCUUCUUGAACAAUACGAAGUGAAGACGAUCCCAUCAAUGCGCAUUGUCAAGCCAAACGGAGAUGUCGUUGUUCAGGACGCUCGCACCGAGAUUCAGGACAAAGGAAAUGAUCCAGAAGCUCUCUGGGAAGAGUGGCUCGCUUUCUACGAUUAAAUUUUCUCCACCAACGUAACACCAAAAAAUUUCAAGUUUCCUUUCACUCUAAUUUAUCAAUUGUCACAAUUUCUCACCAUAAUUUCAAAUAUUGCGGCUAAUUUCGUACAUUUCCCAUAAAAACUUUCGCAGCCAAA
This is a messenger RNA of Caenorhabditis elegans, 589 nucleotides long. It is a transcript of the gene R05H5.3, whose product is annotated as protein-disulfide reductase. Gene Ontology annotation, molecular function: protein-disulfide reductase [NAD(P)H] activity. Bases 3 to 452 code for a protein of 149 amino acids. Lineage: Eukaryota; Metazoa; Nematoda; Chromadorea; Rhabditida; Rhabditidae. The transcript has 3 exons. Gene Ontology annotation, biological process: cell redox homeostasis. The record is from RefSeq and is marked reviewed.